AUGCAGCACUGUGGCACGGCUGCCCAGCUCGCCAGCUUGGGUUUCAGCUCACCCUCCUCCUCCUCCUCCUCCUCCUCUGUCGGGAGCAAUGAUGACCCUGGCACGGAUUCCAGUACUUUUUAUGGAAAGAGGAGAACACCUGCUCUACCUAUUCCUGAGAGUAGUGAAGACAGUGAGGGCAGCAGCUCAGAUGAUGAGAUUAUAAUAAAUGUGAAAACAGGACAGGAUGAGAUAUACAGUGAUUCAAGUGAGCAGAGUGAGGCUGAAGAUGAGGGUCAGGAUGAAGGUCAGUCAGGGUCAGAAAGUCGUAGGUUGCUAUGGAAGACUCCUGCUCGUGUCCACUAUCCUGCACCAGUGUGGAUAGGUCAACUUCCAUCAGUGUCAGAGGUCCUCACUCCAACUGAAUACUUCAGACAGAUGUUCACCCCUGAGUGUCUUCGGCACAUUGUUGAACAAUCUAAUCUGUACUCUGUGCAAAAGGAUGUCAACUCACCGCUGAAUUGCUCUGAGAAGGAGUUCGAGCAGUUUAUUGGGGUUGCUUUUCAUAUGUCUAUCUAUGGGAUCCCAGCAACACGAAUGUGCUGGCAGGCUGGCACACGCAUUGACAAGAUUGCAGAUGUAAUGCCUAUGAGAAGAUGGGAGCAAAUCAAAGCCAACAUUCACUUCAAUGACAACAGUCUGGACCUUAGCCCCUCAAACCCAUGCAGAGAUCCACUCUUCAAGUUGAGGCCCUUGCUCAAUUUUGCUCUUGACACCAUGAACAACAUUCCAAUGGAUGAACAUCUCAGUGUAGAUGAGCAAAUAAUUCCUUACAAAGGAAAGAGUCGCCUGAAAUUGUACAACCCAAGCAAGCCCCAUAAGUGGGGUUACAAGGUAUAUUUACUCUGUGACUCCAAGGGCAUUGCAUACAACUUUGAGUUCCAUACAGGCAAGAUCCAACCAGUGAUUGGAAUGCCAGACCUUGGUGCCAGCAGCAACAUAGUCCUGAGAGUGGCAUCCAUUGUACCACAAGGGCAGAACUUCAAGCUAUAUCAUGACAACUGGUUCACAAGCACAGGCCUUGAAAUGGAAAUGGCAAAGAAGAAGAUAUACUGUCUUGGCACAGUGAGGGCCAACAGACUGAAGGGUUGUUCACUGAAAAGUGACAAGGAUCUGAAGACAAUUGGUCGCGGCGCUUUUGAUGAGAAAGUAGCCACUUUUGAGGGUGGGCAGCUCAUUGCAGGCAAGUGGCAGGACAACCGCACAGUGACAAUGCUGAGCACAUUUGCAGGGGCCUAUCCAACUUGCAAGGUGAAGAGAUGGGACAGGAAGCUGAGUAAGGUCACAGAUGUACAAUGUCCAUCCUCUGUUGUGACCUACAAUAAGAACAUGGGAGGGGUGGACUUGAUGGAUUCAUUGAUUGCCCUGUACCGCACAAAGAUAAGAUCUCGAAAGUGGUACUUGCGCAUCUUCUUUCAUCUCAUGGACAUGCUCUGCGUAAAUGCAUGGCUUUUGUACCGCAGAGACUAUCAUGCAUGUGUCCAAAAAGGAAAAGAAGAGCUUGGUCUGAGAGAGUUCAAGUCAUCAGUGGCCGAAGUGCUCUGUAAGCAAGGAUCAAGCAGUCAGCUAAAGCGUGGCCGGCCGAGCUCUGAGAGUUCUGACAUGAGACGGCAGAAAAAGAGGGAAACAAAGCCCCAACAGGAAGUCAGGAAAGAUGGCAUGGCUCACUGGCCAUACUAUUCAGACAAGCAAGGACGUUGCAAGAAACAUGGAUGCACAGGCCAAACCAGACAGCCUCUUGGCACUGACAAAAGCUGUCAUUCCUCCAUGAAGUCGGAGUGUGCCAGCCAACAGCUGCAGGGCUCAAGCUUGUCCAGCAGUGCUGCCGCCUGCCCAUUAGUGCAAUCCCACAGGCCGCUGGGCCACCGGGGGGCCAACGUGGGGCAAGUAAGGCUGAGGAGCCUGAGCCACCAGGGGCCAAAGCCCGUCAAUGCUGCCAUUGUUUCCUGA
This is a messenger RNA of Astyanax mexicanus (Mexican tetra), 1989 nucleotides long. Its product is annotated as piggyBac transposable element-derived protein 3-like. The coding region runs from base 1 to 1989 and encodes 662 amino acids. The record is from RefSeq and is a predicted model, not a curated record. The transcript has 3 exons. NCBI's taxonomy places the organism in Eukaryota, Metazoa, Chordata, Actinopteri, Characiformes, Acestrorhamphidae.